AUGGCGACAAUUUGCGACCGCGGACGAAAUUUCUGGGCUGUUAGAAAGAAGGAUGGCGUCGGGCGAGGAGGAAGUUUCUCGAACAAGAGAGAAGAACGAGCGACAGCAACAACCGGAGCUUUGCACGACUUCCACUGUGCUACACGCUCAAGCUCGACUAAAAGUACUUUGUCCCGCAGACGUCCAGCAGCUAAUCGGUCAUCAAGAAGAACGUCCUCUACGGGGGGGAGCGCCGCUUUGAAGCUGGAAGACCCCCAGGAAGAGGAGGAGCUCUGGAUCAUUCAUGAGGGUCUUCAAAGGCGGGAGGAGGCUGAUCGCAGCAAGUUGCCGCUGACCGGUGUCUCUGUGAAGACCGAAGAGCGUGAAGAGAAAGCACAUGUCCAGCAGCUAAUCGGUCAUCAAGAAGAACGUCCCCCCCAGCCACAGGGGGGGAGCUCCACGUUGAAGCUGGAAGAUCCACAGCCCCCCCACAUUAAAGAGGAAGAGGAGGAACUAUGGACCACUCAAGAGGGUCGGUGUCUUCUCGCGCCGGAGGAGGCUGAUCUCGCCAAGUUGCCACUGACUGGUGUCUCUGUGAAGACCGAAGACCAUGAAGACAAACCACCUGAGUCCUCGGAGCUUCAUCACAGUCCAAAUGUCUAUCAGCUGAUUGGUUGUCAAGAAGAACGUCCCCAUCAGCCACAGGGAGUGAUCUCCACUUUGAAGCAGGAGGAUCCACAGCCCCCCCAUGUUAAAGAGGAAGAGGAGCCACAAUCCCCCAACGUGAAAGAAGAAGAGGAGGAACUCUGGAUCGCUCAGGAGGGAGAGCGUCUUCUAAGGAAGGAGGAGGCUGAUCUCACCAAGUUGCCACUGACUGGUGUCUCUGGGAAGUGUGAAGACUCACAGCUUCAUCACAGUCCAAGUGAGGAGAACAGAGGGGCGGAGCCUCCGAGCGGCAGCUCACAACAACACAUGCUAACAGAAGCUGAUGGAGACCACCGUGGAGGAUCACGAGCAGUCCAGCUCUUAGCUCCGCUAUCAGAUAGUGACGACACUACGUCACACUCUCCUGAGGAUGAAGACAGGGACGACACCCAACAAGGUUGGAGCAGCAAAACGGGCUGUGAAGGUGACACGAGGGCUAACAGACACUCUGCAUGCUCUGAAAAGAAGACGGGUAGAAAACGUUUCACCUGCUCAGUUUGUGCUAAAAGCUUUUUAAAGUGUUACAUGACGCAACACAUGAGAACACACACAGGAGAAAGACCUUUCAGUUGCUCAGUUUGUGGCGAUGCAUUUUCGCAGCCAUCGUCUUUAAAGACACACAUGAGAACGCACACGGGAGAAAAACCUUUUAGUUGCUCAUUCUGCGAUAAAAGCUUCACUAUAAAAGACAAUAUGGUACGUCAUAUGAGAACACACACAGGAGAAAGACCAUACAGUUGCACACUUUGUGGCAAUGCAUUUUCUUGUGUCUAUAUUUUAAAAUUGCAUAUGAGAACCCACACGGGAGAAAGACCUUUUAGUUGCUCAUGUUGCGAUAAAAGCUUCUCUCAUAAGGCAACCUUGCGGGUACACAUGAGAACACACUCAGUAGACGGACCUUUUAGUUGCUCAUGUUGUGAUAAAACUUUCUCUAAGCAGACAUCAAUGGCGAGACACAUGAGGACACACUCACGAGGAACCUAUUUCAGUUGCUCAGACUGCGGCCAAAUGUUCACCAAAAAAGAAAAGCUGGUAUCCCAUAUGAGGACACACGCAGAAGACAAACCCAUGAGCUGCUCAGUGUGUGGCCACACGUUUGCUCUGACUUCCUCUUUGCACAGACACAUGAGAACACACAGGAUGUCCUCUGUGAAUCAUGGUGAGCAGUCCAGGGUGUUGUCGUCUAUGGACUGAUAUGCACCAUACUUUUGUAGGCACCGACCCGAUUCCGCCGGUACUGCCGAGCACCUGCUCACGUAAAAUGAAAAGGAACCGUGUUUUGCUCCCAACGUGCCAGUCUGGAAGUGGGGUAGAGUGUUGGCGUUGCUCCUCACAACAUUCAGUUCGCAAGCAAAGAAGACGAAACCAGAGGGAGGGGGCGAUGUUUACACCAACACUGAAGGCACUCAAUACGUGACAUGCCGCCUGGACGCAUCCCGGUGUGUAGAAAUCUUUCAAACAGCCAUAUUUUACCAGAAAAAUGUCAUUUUUGUCUUCACAAAUGAAUUAAAAUGGACUGAAAAGCAUAGGUGUGUAUUUGGUUAGCAUAUCCAACAAUAACACAUCGGUAGAGUGCAUACAAAUAUGGGAGAAACAACAUCUUUAGGAAUACUUUAUGUCGUAGUGUAAGACUGGGACGUCCAUGUAGGGCAAUUUACACGUGAUCAACAUGUGAUCCAGCCAUUCAAAGUGAGUCACCACGUAGCAGAAGGUUUGUAUCGUGUGAGUCAUCUACUACAAUACAGAUUGUUUUCCCUGUGCCUCCGAUGAGAACCAAAGCAGGUGUCAUUCAAACACACACUGAAACAUUACAGGCGACACGCAAGCUACAUUAUCCGUUAGACCAGGGGUCAGCAACCCGCAGCCCCGGAGCUGCACGUGGCUCUUUAGUGUCCUUGUUGCGGCCCUUCACCGACCGCUGCGGAAGUAGACUAAAUGUGCAUUUUUGAAAAGAAUGUGAAAUAUCU
This is a messenger RNA of Dunckerocampus dactyliophorus (ringed pipefish), 2651 nucleotides long. RefSeq names its product zinc finger protein 37-like. The record is from RefSeq and is a predicted model, not a curated record. Gene Ontology annotation, molecular function: DNA-binding transcription factor activity, RNA polymerase II-specific; RNA polymerase II cis-regulatory region sequence-specific DNA binding. Bases 1 to 1878 code for a protein of 625 amino acids. Gene Ontology annotation, biological process: regulation of transcription by RNA polymerase II. NCBI's taxonomy places the organism in Eukaryota, Metazoa, Chordata, Actinopteri, Syngnathiformes, Syngnathidae. The transcript has 5 exons.